AUGCCCGUCAGGGGGUCAGGAGUCUGCCUGAGAGUGGUGGGACCGGGGUUCCAGUCGCGUAAAACUGAGACUAGAGGUCAGGGUUCUACUCCUCCAAACACCAACGCUCUUGGAGUGCCCCGCAGGCCUGCAGCCUUCUCUUCCAUCAACUCCCUGGUGCUCGCCACUCUCCCCAGCCCACUGCUGGUGUCUGGGGAUGGUAGCCUGGGUCCCAGGGCGUCUAGCAUUGGCAAGGUCAUCAUCAAAGUCAAGACCGAAGGGGCCGAGUUCUCCGAGACCCAGAGCUUUGUCCUUUCUCAGACCUACCUCAGCUGGAUCCCCUCAGGGGCUUCCUGUGGGCACCCCGAAAAUCCCUCCCCUCAAGUCUUGUCAGAGUUCAACAUGAGGGCCCUGUUACCCGCUGAGGCCUUGGGUCAGGAGGGCUCUCCGGCCUUUCCCCCUCAGGCCCUGCCACUCACCACCCAACUGGUGCCCAUCGUGCCCCCACAAAAGUCUUGGCUCGGGGCUCACGGGUUGUCUGCCGAAGAAGGUUCUGAGGUGGCUACCUCCAAGACGUCCCUCAGUGAUCUCUCCUACGCCUCCAAGGGUGUCUACAAGAACUUUCGCCACUGGCAGUGCUACAAGACCUUGGCUCGGAGGCACUUGUCUCAGAGUCCUGAUGCAGAAGCCUUUUCCUGCUUUCUUAUCCCGGUGCUCCGGUCCCUGACCUGGCUGAAGCCCACCAUGACCCUGGAGGAGGGGUUGCUUCGGGCAGUGCAAGAAUGGGACCACACCAGCAUCUAUGACUGCGUGAUCUUCUAUGAGAUGGCUGAAAAUUUCAUGGAAUUGGAAGCAGAAGAAGAGAUACAUGUUCAGAACAAGAAGCUGAUAAGUGGCUCCCAGGCCUUGCCUCCCAGUGCUCCUGACACACUCAGUCCUCCAGGGGCCGCCACCUCUGAGGUUUGCCAGCAGCCACUGUACAUUCCUAAGAAGUCUGCAUCCAAGUCUCGGGCCCCCCGCCGACAUCAGCGUAAUAGCCAGAGGCCUCCAGUGACAGAUGUGCCCAAGUAGAUCCCCUCAGAAGCUGUGAAAGAGUAUGUGGACAUCAUGGAAGGCCUGAUGAGGCAUCAGACUGUGGCAGGGGAAGCAGAUGGAAAACAGGAGAAGGAAGAGCAGCACCAGGAUGAAUUCAUGUUCCUGGAUCCUGACCUACUGAACUACGUCAAUGAACUGUGUUCCCAGGAGGAGUUUGUAUCCAAGGUGGAGGUCAUCAUCCACCUUCAGUUUCUGGCCGAUAAACUGUCCUCAGAACAAAAUGAUCUCUUGGCUUUGAUGGAGGAGCUGAAACAAGAGGAAGCACUCAGUCUUGCCCAGCUAGUGGAGAAGCGGCUCCGGGCCUUGGAAGAGGCAGCAGAGGCACCUCCGAGUUGCAGCAGGCUUCAGUGGGAAUCCAGCCCAUCCAUUUUCAACGAGGAUGAAGAGAGGGGAGGGCGGCUUCAACGUCUGUCUGGGGCCCCGGGGGCUGAGGGGACCCCUCGCCAUGGGAAGGCUGCUUCUCUAGACAGACUCACCAGAGAAGGCUGCCAUGUUGGGCAGGAAGGGCCUCACCAGGAGGGGGGCACUCUGCAGCCGACCCCCAGUGGUCGGGACCUUCAGCUAGGACUUACAGGUCAACAAAGAACAGAGCAAAGGGAGUCCCCAGGGCAAGAUGACCACCUGGUGGGUGCCGGCCUCCCUGAGCACUCCCUGGCCUCUGACAGGCCCUCGGAGAUGCUGCCCCUGUGCUGGCAGGAAGACACCCCACUCAGCGUGGAGCCCUGCCUGAGCCCUUUGCAGGGAGAGGGGGUGGGCUCCCAGGUGCUGCAGCAGCAGGUGGGGGUCUCUGGGGUGCUCCCACCAGAGGAGCUGUUGGGGGAGGGUCAAGAAGUCUCUUCAGGAAUUCUGUGGGAAGAGGACAGAGUAUCCCCCCUAUUUCAGAGUUUUCACCAGGAUCCUUUCCUCAGUAGUGUAAACCCUGAUACUCAGGUCGCCCUCUGCCUGGAGCUCUGCCUGGGCAGUGAGAUGGAAACCAUCAUCCUGGGACUGCCCCUCCAGGUUGACGAAAUCAUAGACAGCUACCAGGAUGGGGACUGUGCAUUGGGGUCCCUGGGAGGCUACCAGCUGUUGGGGUGGGGAAGCAAUAUUUCUCUGGAUGCCCACGCAACAGAUGUAGCAGGGGAACUGGGGACCACCCUGAAGAUAGGGAGCAGAAAGUGCGCCUUUGCCCAUUUGCUGGGGGCCACGGAACAACUGCUAGACAUCAGGGGUGACCCAGGCUUGCAGCUAGCAGUGCCAAGGGGUGUUGAAUCUGGCCCAGGCCACUCCAAUGCUUAUGAUCCCCAAGAAGAGGGCAGGAAAUAUGCCAAAGACACUGCUCCCUUGCCCCAGGUGCUUGGAAACUCCAAGUCUAGCUCUUCUCCCCAAGACCUUGGAGGCACUUCGAUUGGGGUGCAGGAGGUGUGUGUUGGGAGGGAAGUAGACAUCAAAGCUAAGGGGGUGGAGGAGAAAGAUGAGGAAGGCGAUGAGGAACUUUCCAACUUUGCCUACCUCUUGGCCUCUAAGCUCAGCCUGUCACCGCGGGCCCAGCCUCUCAGUUAUUGCCUGGCCUCAGGCCUGGCCCCCACAGGGAAGGGAACCCCCAUAUCACCACACAUGCUCUCUGCAGAGGCCAGAGGCCGCAAACAGCGGUACCCUCUCACCAAAUCUGGAAAGCGGGCUCUAAACACUGGGCCUGUUCCAUCUAAAAUGAGGUUCUACUCAAGGGCUGACCUUGAAGUCUCUGAGGAGACUCCCCCAGCUCUGAUAUUGGUCCGACCCUCACAGAAACAAAAGAGAAGGCGUGACAGUUUUGGCACCGGUAGAAUGAAGAAACGACAUCGAAACCAGUAG
Molecule: messenger RNA, 2907 nt
Organism: Suncus etruscus (white-toothed pygmy shrew)
Lineage: Eukaryota; Metazoa; Chordata; Mammalia; Eulipotyphla; Soricidae
Product: NUT family member 1-like
Source: RefSeq, a predicted model, not a curated record